Molecule: messenger RNA, 2725 nt
Organism: Anopheles funestus (African malaria mosquito)
Lineage: Eukaryota; Metazoa; Arthropoda; Insecta; Diptera; Culicidae
Product: protein peste-like
Exons: 3
Coding region: 956-2443 (495 amino acids)
Cellular component (GO): cytoplasm; membrane
Molecular function (GO): scavenger receptor activity
Source: RefSeq, a predicted model, not a curated record
ACUACACGCAUUGCUGGAUUCUUGAAAAGUGAGUUAGAAUUGAAAAACAUUUUUUCUUAUUUUUGAGCGUUUUGUUAACCGGUUUUUUUUUAUUUUUAGUUCUUAAUAACAUUUGAAAUAAUGGAGCUAUUUGGCUUGGAAUUGGAUUCGCGGGCCGCAGAAAAUCACCUCGAGGGCCGCGAGCCCCACAUUGCGCAUGCCUGUUGUACGCGGUUGCACAGUGACUCUAGAUCGCUGUUGGAGAGAGGGAGAGAUAGAGAAGCAAUAGACACCGAAAGACCCUCUCGCUGAGAAUGACAAAGAUCGAUAGCGACUGACACACUUGCAGCGUCGUAACACUAGAUCAAGGUCUGCCCAUAGCUGACGCCUCUAAAACACCUUCCGUCUGACACCGCUUCCGGGCAUUAGAUGCUGAAGAUCGAACGAUUGCGAUCGGUUUUAAAAGCAUUGAACGAGAACCUUAGAAGGACCUAAUUUUGGAUUAUGAUACCGCAAUGCAAAGGUCGAUCGACAAGAGAGCAAAGCAUUCUUACACACUUCUCUAGAUAGUAGAGUUACUGUCGUCAUUCGAUGCACGUGCUGGUAACGGCAACACGAUGCACAUUACAAGACAUCACGCUCAAGCGUUUAACGGUGGGGAUGAAAAACGUUACUCAGCCUUGCAUCUAAGGUGCAUCGUCGCGUUACGGGAGGUAAGUUUGAAAGUUGCUUGACUGGUGCUUGAGACACUCUUCGCCAGCGAUUCAUUCGUCUUUGUGAUAUCGAUGAGCGAGCAUCACCCCGAACCGCUCGUCGAUCGGAACUGGUGCGAACGCUAGAUAGCCAACACUCAACCUGGUGGUGAUCUCGAUCCUUCCAUUGCCGCAACGAUCAAACACCAAACUAACCUCAAACGUAACGCAGAGUAUCCUGCUGCUGGGUUUCAACCGUUCCGGCUCGGUGUUCUCGGACGACGAUGGGCUGCUGCCGGUGGUAUCUGAUUGUAGGUUUGGGAUUAGGUACCGCUGCAACCGGAUUAAUAUUUUUCCUGACAUGGCGUGAUAUUUUUGACAUACUCGUAGCCGAGGAGAAAUCACUGCUGCCGGGCUCAGCACUCUACAAAGAAUGGCGACGUCCCACGAUGCACCCUAGCUGGCAGUUUUACGUGUACAACUGGAGUAACGCUCAGGCCUUCCUGAGUCUUCCACAGGAGGCUUCUACGGCCUCCUUUCAGGAGCUAGGACCAUAUGCGUAUGAUGAAUACACCGAAGUUAUAGACGUCAAGUUUCACCAAGGAAAUGAUACGCUAUCGUAUCGCAAGCGAACCUUCUUCCGUCGCAGUUCCUCCGACGCACUACCGGGGGAGAUCACCAGCGUUAACUUUGUUGCCUUAUUGGUGUCCCAUCUCGCCCGCAACUUGGACUACUCGCUGCAACGGGAGUUAUCGUUUUUGCUGCACAGUGCUCACCAAAGCGUUGCGGUAACUAGACCGAUUGGGCAGUUACUGUUUACCGGCCAGCGGGAACCGAUAUUGGAGCUGAUGCGGAAGCUGCUCUGUACCGGAAAGAAUCUCGGAAUGCCGUGCCAGGACGAACGGUUAGCAUAUUUCCGUACGUACAACGUCAGCAGACGACCGAGCGAGAUCUACAGCAUGAAUGUUGGGAUGCAGGAUCGUUCCAAGUACGGAAUCGUACGCUCCUGGGGCUCGGCGAUGGAACGUAGCGAGCGCAAAGCAUUCCGACCCUGCGAUGGUUUCGCCGAUCUUACUGGAGAGCUGUUUCCAUCCCGCAUCGAUCGCGAUAAAGCGAUCACCAUCGUUCUACCAGAUUUAUGCCGAAGGCUAACGCUGGAGUUCGACAGUGACCAGUUCGUGGAUGGCAUAAUGGGUUACCGCUACACAGCAAGUUUAAUUCGACCGUUCAACGGCGAAAUGACGGAAGCAAAUGGCAUGGACAGUUGUCCGGAAGCGUCCAUUCGGUUGGGCAGGUACGGCAUGCUUAACUCGAACGAAUGUAAUGGCCUGCCGUUAUACGAAUCAGAGCCCGGCUCUUACCCCGGACAGCCAGAUUCUGACAAGCGUCAACUGUACUACGUCCUGGAACCUACGACAGGAACAGUGCUUGAGUCGUACAUCGGUAUGACGUAUCACACAGUUCUUCGGCCGAACGAGCAUAUUGCAAUGUUUCAAAACGUACCAGAGCUUCGCGUACCGCUGUUUCGCUUCGAUCGUUACUAUCGACUAGGAGAAACGAAAACUGCGAAGCUCAGGCAGCUGUUACAUCUGCUUCACGUUGGCCACCAGGCUGCCAUCGGUGGGUGCAUUGCUGGUGUUGCUAUAGUUUUACUAGCUGCAAUAUACGCAUGCUGGCGAUCACGUAAAUCCAGCAAAAAUCAUAACGACGAGUACAGCAUCAUUGGAAUGCAACUACGCAAUGCUGAACGGAAUGAGCAAUUAAUGAAAUAAACGCAGUUUUGAAAAAAAAAGUCCGUUACAAUUACAACAAAUUGUAAGGCACGUAAGUCGACAAAAAUGUCGAUGAAAGUUGUGAAAGUGAAAGGAGAGAAGCUUUAAAAAUUCUCACCUCCAAGCUUUUGGAAUUCGAGCAGCCGUAGGAAGCUUCGAACGUGUUCGAGCAGAUUUCGGGGGAAAUUUAGUAAACUCGCAGCUGUGAGAAGGGGUACGUACAUGGAUAGUAUUUCAGUAAUUAUUACUAUGUGAAAUCGUGCAAAUAAACUUAUUUAAAAA